Messenger RNA from Phragmites australis (common reed), 2271 nucleotides. RefSeq names its product F-box/LRR-repeat protein 4-like. The record is from RefSeq and is a predicted model, not a curated record. Gene Ontology annotation, cellular component: SCF ubiquitin ligase complex. The transcript has 8 exons. The coding region runs from base 121 to 2019 and encodes 632 amino acids. Gene Ontology annotation, biological process: SCF-dependent proteasomal ubiquitin-dependent protein catabolic process. Gene Ontology annotation, molecular function: protein binding. NCBI's taxonomy places the organism in Eukaryota, Viridiplantae, Streptophyta, Magnoliopsida, Poales, Poaceae.
CGGCGACUCUUUCGCUCCGCCCCCUUCAACUCCUCGAAACCUCACACCAGCACCCGGCGCCCACCGCUUCCUCCCGUUCCUUUCCCCACCCACACCUCAUCCCUGCGGCGGCGGAGGGCGAUGAGGGGCGCCGACCUCAUCAACCUCGCCCUCCCGGAUGAGCUCCUCGACGACGUCCUCCGCCGCGUCGGCGCAGGCGGCGCCUGCAAGCGCGACCUGGACGCCUGCGCGCUCGUCUGCCGCCGCUGGCGCCGCCUUGAGCGCGCGUCCCGCCGCUCCGCCAAGCUCGCGGCGUCGGGGGAGCGCGCCGACGAGGUUCUGCGGCUCGUCGCGGAGCGGUUCCGCGCGCUCGUCGACGUGUCGGUGGACGAGCGGCUCACCGUCGGGUCCGGCGGAGCCGGCGCCGGCACCUCCGCCUCCGCAUCCAGAUCGCGCCGCCCGGUGCAUAGUACUUGCCCAUCUCGGCGCCGCAGGAGGAUGCCCCUUGUGGCAAAUUUCACAGUUCAAAUAUCCCCAUUCCCAUUGGAUCAGCCAGUGGGUGAUGAUGGGACAGAGCGCAGUUGUUUGACUGAUGUUGGUUUAACUCAUCUCGCCAGGGGUUGCAAAGGGCUUGAAAAACUAAGUUUGAUAUGGUGUUCUGCCAUAUCUUCAACGGGCUUGGUGAGAAUAGCAGAGAAUUGCAAGAAUUUGACUUCAUUGGAUCUCCAGGCUUGCUAUAUUGGAGAUCCAGGACUUAUUGCUAUUGGGGAAGGCUGCAAGCUACUUAGUAAUUUAAACUUGCGCUUCGUUGAAGGUACCACAGAUGAUGGCUUGAUUGGACUAGUAAAGAACUGUGGGCAAUCACUGGUCUCUCUUGCUGUUGCAACUUGCGUUUGGAUGACCGAUGCAUCCUUGCAUGCUGUUGGAUCCCACUGUCCUAACCUGGAGAUCCUGUCACUGGAAUCAGACCGUAUUCAAAAUGAGGGAGUAAUAUCUAUUGCUAAAGGAUGCAGACAGUUAAAAAAUUUGAAGCUGCAAUGUAUUGGUGCUGGUGAUGAGGCCCUAGAUGCUAUUGGUUUAUUUUGUUCACUUUUAGAAAGCUUGUCACUCAACAACUUCGAACGAUUUACGGACAGGAGCCUUUCUUCCAUUGCUAAAGGUUGCAAAAAUCUCACAGAUCUUGUUCUCAAUGAUUGCCAGUUACUAACUGAUAGAAGCCUCGAAUUUAUAGCUCGUAGCUGCAAAAAAUUAGCACGGCUGAAGAUCAAUGGUUGUCAGAACAUGGAAACUGCUGCACUGGAGCACAUUGGGCGAUGGUGCCCGGGCCUUUUGGAGCUCUCUUUGAUUUACUGCCCAAGGAUCCAGAACAGUGCAUUUCUGGAGAUUGGUAGAGGCUGCUCCCUUCUCAGGUCUCUUUAUUUGGUCGACUGUUCAAGAAUAAGUGAUGAUGCCAUGUGUCACAUAGCUCAAGGUUGCAAGAAUUUAAAAGAGCUUUCUAUUCGGCGUGGUUACGAGAUAGGGGACAAAGCAUUGAUAUCUGUUGCCGAGAAUUGUAAAUUGCUUAGAGAGUUAACACUCCAGUUUUGCGAGAGGGUAUCUGAUGUAGGGCUGACUGCAGUUGGUGAAAGCUGCUCUCUUCAAAAGUUAAACUUGUGCGGGUGCCAACUAAUCACUGAUAGCGGGCUGACUGCAAUUGCGAGAGGAUGCCCUGAUUUAGUCUUCUUGGAUAUAAGUGUGCUUCGGAUCAUAGGGGACAUGGCGCUUGCUGAGAUAGGCGAAGGUUGCCCCAAGCUUAAAGAAAUCGCGCUCUCCCACUGCCCGGAGGUCACAGAUGUUGGUCUGGGCCACCUCAUCAAGGGGUGCCUGCAGCUGGAGUCGUGCCAGAUGGUCUACUGCAGUCAAAUCACCAGCGCCGGGGUAGCGACCGUCAUCUCGAGCUGCUCAAAGAUGAAGAAGCUCCUCGUCGAGGAGUGGAAGGUGAGCCAGAGGACGCGGCGGAGAGCGGGACCGGUCUUAUCGUUCCUCUGCACCGGGCUUUAGCUUCAAAGGGGAAAUACAUCUGUGCCUUUUUAUCAACUCCGUUGUUACUCAGAAAGCUUCUGUUGUUAUAUUGCUGCAUUGUAUACCAUAACAUCUUUAGCUCAAAAGUGUUGUUUGAACUCUUACUCAAAAGUGUUGUUUGAACUAUUACUCAAAAGUGUUGUUUUUUUAACAGAAUAAAAUGUUGUAUCAACUAUUGACUCCAAAGUGAUGAACCAAAUAAAAACCAGCUGAAUAAACCGGCAAAAGCUC